CAACUUUUAUACCCUUCAUUCCAGUCUACUUUUCUGUUUUCAGUCAAAAUGGCCGGCAAAAAGAUCGAGUGCUAUAUCGACUGCGUGUCGCCAUAUAGCUUCUACGCCUUCACGUACCUCCAAGCAAACCGCGCUGCUCUCAACGCCCAGAAUGUAGAAAUCGAAUACAUCCCCGUCUUCUUGGGCGGGAUUAACGUCGGUAGCGGGAAUAAACCCCCCUGGACCCUCCCCGCAAAAGCCGCAUACUCGAAAUACGACGGCAAGCGCGCGCAGCGCUACUUCGGGCACGACUUUGAGAUUCCUUCUUGGUUUCCGAUCCUGUCGCUGCUGCCCCAACGCGCACUGACAUAUAUAAAAACAACCCACGCCGAAGCCAAGUAUCUCGCCGCUUUCCACUCCAUCUUCAAGACAAUGUGGUACGGCCACAUCGACGUCUCGAAGCCGGAGAAUCUGUCCAUUGCAAUGCGUGACGCGGGGGUGUUCUCUGAGACUGAAGUAGCUGAUAUCCUAGCCGGGGCAGCGAAGCCGGAAAUCAAGCAGGAGUUGACGGCGACUACGGAACGGGUUGUCAAAGAGCUCGGUGCGUUUGGGUGUCCGUGGUUCUGGGUUAGUGAUGGAAAGGGGAGGAAAGAGCCGUUCUUUGGCAGUGAUCGGUUCCAUUUUAUGUGGGAGUAUUUGGGUCUCCCGCAUAGGGAUUUGGAGUUGGUUAGUGAGAAGGGGAAGUUGUAAUAUGAGACUGAGUAUAUGGAAGGAUAAAUAGCAGGUUAUUCAUGCUUGCUCGUAUAUACAUCAUGUUCUGAUCUCCA
Molecule: messenger RNA, 806 nt
Organism: Aspergillus versicolor CBS 583.65
Lineage: Eukaryota; Fungi; Ascomycota; Eurotiomycetes; Eurotiales; Aspergillaceae
Product: putative DSBA family oxidoreductase
Exons: 5
Coding region: 49-729 (226 amino acids)
Biological process (GO): glutathione metabolic process
Cellular component (GO): mitochondrion; peroxisome
Molecular function (GO): glutathione peroxidase activity; glutathione transferase activity
Source: RefSeq, a predicted model, not a curated record